UGCAAUCGUCCUCGCAGGGCCGCGGACUCUCUUCCAGUUACUCUUCUCGAGCCUAUCUUUGGCGAAUUUGUGGAUGAUUGCCAAAAUUAUCAACCAACUGACUACGAUAACGACUUUGUUUGGAAACUUUCGGAAAAUAUGUCCUCCUUCCAUCCCGAUGAGCUCACGCGCAUGAAUGUAUUCAGGCAUCUGCUCCGCGGCUACGGUAUCAUACUCCAUUCCUCUGCGAUUGGCUCGACAAAAUAUACGACUGACGGACAUCUUUUGUCCGCCGACGGAAAUUUUGUGCAGGUGAUAUUGGAGGGGAAAAAUGAGAUCAGAAGCCGCGGUGCCGAACCAUUCGCGGAGUCAAUAUUGUACUACCACAAGAUUCUAAAAGAGUCGAACGCCGGAAUAGAGAAGUUUCGGUCUGUACUUCCAUGCAUCCAUAUCAUUGUCUUCGGGGCAUGCAUUGGCUUUGCUGGCUCUGUUUUCAUCGAAAAAGUCCAAUGUGAUGUCCUGGCCCCUAUCAUUCCUCUGUUUUGGCAUUCAACGGACCUCCGUAUGCAAGAGAUGGCAGCUCGAACUUUCGGAGCUCUCAAAAUUGCCAUCGAGAAACUCACAAAGCUGUACUCGAGUCCAAUUAUCCAUCUCAAAGCUGAAGAUUCUCUACGACAUCCCUAUCCUCAGACAUAUACCUCUUCAAGCGGUCACAUUCAGGAAUUCUCGUAUGACAAGACUCAGAUGUUCAGGGAUCGACGUAUCUUCUUUGGGAAAACCGUCAAUGACGCAGCUGAGAGCAAGAUAUGUAUCAAGUUCGUCAGACACUAUUCCCCUGAGGCCCACAGAUUCUGUGCCAGCAAGGGGCACGCUCCGGAUCUUAUCGCCUACGAACCUUUAGCCGGCGGCUGGAAAAUGGUGAUUAUGGAUGUGCUUGAUAUUGAUGAGGGUCUCCUCGCGCAACGGCCUGGCUCAUAUCGACCGCUGAGCGCGAUGGCUGUUUCGGAACGCCUGCCACUGAAGGAGGCCAUCACGUGUCUUAUCGAGGAUUUACACAGAUACAACGGCGGCUACGUUCAUGGCGACCUUCGGGAUACCAAUUUCGUUGUGGGAGACGACAAUCAAUUCAUGCUGUUCGAUUUCGAUUGGGCUGGACCGAUCGAGAAGGCCCGUUAUCCUAUGCAUGUUAAUCGGACAGAUAUUCGACGUCCUGAAGGCGCGUGUGAUGGGAAGAAGAUUGUGGCGAAGCAUGACUUGGAAAUGCUGAAGUAUCUGUUUCCUGAGCAAGAUGGUCGGGAGCCAGUUAGGAAGCGCCCUCGUCUUUCUACUGGUGAAGGGUCGUCAAUUUGA
Messenger RNA from Suillus plorans, 1329 nucleotides. RefSeq lists its product as uncharacterized. The record is from RefSeq and is a predicted model, not a curated record. The annotation marks the transcript as partial. NCBI's taxonomy places the organism in Eukaryota, Fungi, Basidiomycota, Agaricomycetes, Boletales, Suillaceae. The transcript is spliced from 2 exons.